Molecule: messenger RNA, 371 nt
Organism: Haliotis rubra (blacklip abalone)
Lineage: Eukaryota; Metazoa; Mollusca; Gastropoda; Lepetellida; Haliotidae
Exons: 3
Source: RefSeq, a predicted model, not a curated record
GUCUCUAUAUAAGGACCACCGCUUCUCUAUUCUGUGUAUGACGAGCCAUCAGCGGUCAAGCAUCAUGAAACUCCAGGUUCUACUUCUGGUCGUCUUGAUCAUCCCUGCUGCUGUGUCCUAUGACAUUGAUGAUGUCGACAUUGACGAUGACUCAGAAGAGCCCAACGUGAGAGACAAACGCUUCAUCUGGAAAUUCGUCGCAAACUGCCCUCAACAAACUGACUUCUCACAGCCAUUCAUGUUGUCCAGCAACGCCACUGGAUACCCUGCGGAAGCUAUCAACAACGAAACCGAAAGCUGCGAACCUAACUGGAUGCCUGAAUGUAUUCCAACACUUCAUCAACUGACCCUAAAAUUCCAGAGGAUCCUAU